UUCUGCGCAUGUGCAGCCCAUUUUAAAUUGCGUAGUUGGAUGCGCGCGAGUGGGCGCGCUCCCGGGCGCGCUCGCUGGAUCGCGGCUCCUUAGUUCCCGUCAUCUACCGCCUUUUUCGCUUAAGGUGCUACUGGGUUUCCGCCUGGCUGCUCUACGGGUGACUCCGUCCUCGCUGGGCUGCCCGGAGCUGCGGCCCGUGUGAACUUCCGCCCCCAACCCCUGCGCGGGCUGAGCCGGGCCGGAACAUGGCCGCGUGGGGGCUGGAUCAUCUCAAAAAUGACUAUAGAAGAAGAUUUUGCCGACCUUCCAGGGCACCUGACAUUAAUACAGAGCAAGGCCAGAAUAUACUGGAAAUCUUACUAGACUGUUUUGAAGAAAAAAGUCUUGCCAGUGAUUUUAGCACAAAUUCCACAAAAUCAGUGCUUUAUUCAACACCUAAAAUAAAAGACAUUUGUGUUCAGUCACCAAGUAAAGAGACUCAGUGCCAGAAAUCACAUCCAAAGUCAGGUACAGUUUCUUCAAGGAAGAAAGAAGCCCCUCUGCAGUUAAUUGUGGAACCAAGUGAAGCUGUCAACAAAUCAGUUCAGGCCCAUGAGGUUCAUCAGGAAAUUUUGGCAACUGAUGUUCAUUCUAACAAUACAUCUGACUUGAGAAAAAUGUCAAGUAAAAAACUAAAAGAUCAUCACAAUGAAGCUGAUGAGGAAUUUUACUUAUCUAUUGGCUUACCUUCUGAUCAUCUGGAUGCAAAAGCAUCUUCAUUGCAAAAGACUAUUCCAUCUGUUGCCCAAAAGAGAGAGACCUAUACUUCUGAAAAUUCAGUAAAUAUGCUGCCUUCAAGUACAGAGAUUUCUCAUAAAACCAAAAAAAGGUUAAACUUUGAAGAUAAAGAUGAUUUGAAGAAAGUAGAAGUAACGAAUAAAGUAGCAGAAAUAGAAGAUAAAGUUUCAGAAGGACCACAAGAGAGGAAACAGUUAGGAACAUCUCAAAAAAGAAUACAAGAUUCAGAAUGUGAAGAUCAACCACAAGCUAGAAAGAGUUUUUCAACAUUGUUUUUAGAAACUGUAAAAAGAAAAGGUGAAUCCAGUUCUGUUGUUAGGCAUAUAGCAACUGCUCCACCUCAUUUAUCUCCUGCAAAUAAUAUGAAGUUAUUAGAAGAUGAAUUUAUAAUUGAUGAAUCAGAUAAAAGUUUUGCCAAUCAACCAUGGAUUACUAUACCAAGGAAGACUGGGCCUCUGAAACAAUGCACAGUAUCUCCUGCUGAGAGCACUGUACUCCUUCAAAGGAAGAAGUCAAGAGAAAAACAUGACAGUGUAUCAUCUACAAGUUUGAAAAGUGGCAAACAUCCUGGUAAAGCUCACCCAGUAGAGAAAUCUCAGUCCUCUGAACAAAAAAUACUGGGUGGGAGUUGUGCUUUGACAGAUGAAAUGGAAAAUAAUUGUAAAUCUUCAAAAUAUGAAAUGUAUUCUGAGAAUGCAAAAAAAUCAUCUGGAAACAAAAGGACUAUAAAACAAAAACGGGGAACAAAAUUUAAGGCCAGUGUAGUUGAAGAACAAGUUGACAUGGAACAAUCUAAAGGUAAAAAUAUAAAUAUAUCACAUAUUGCCCAAGACAGGUUCCAAAGAAAUUCAGACCGAAAUAUGGACGAGGGUGAAGAGAUAAGUGUUCACACUUCCAAAAAACAGUUGCUACCUCUGGGAAGCAAGAAAGGUAGCACCAAUGUUCCUCAUGCAGAGAAUCAGAAAAAAGAUAAGGAACACAAAAAGAAGCGUUUUUCAGAUGGGUCCAAGAAGAACAAAAUUGUACCUGAAGAAUUGACUUCAACUGUCACAAGAAGUCGAAGAAUUUCCAGACAUCCAUCUAAUUGGUGGGUGGUAAAAUCAGAGCAGAGUCCUUUUUCUAGCAAUUCUUCAGUAAGAAGUGAAUUGUCAUUGUAUCAUAACAGUAAACAAAAACCUGCUGAAAAAACAAACCAAUCAUCUAAGAACACUGGGAAAAAAACUAUUCCAUUUAAAAGGCAGAAGAGAACUGAUGAAGGCAGCUCAAGAACACAGAAGGUUUUAAAUGCUAAAGAUUCCGGUUGUUCCCAGAAUGAGUCAUUGGAAAGUGGUGAGGCAGACCCAGCUGAGAAGAAAAACCUUAAUCCUUCUAGAGGUACAGGAAGCUCAAAGAAUCAAGAUAGUAUGGCUGCACAAAAUGUUCAUCAAAAGUCUCAGAUCAGUGGAUAUACACGCAAGACACGAGCAGAGUCAAACUUGGAUUCUAGAGAGCCUGGGACUUCAGUUUUGGAAGGAAGUGGACCUUCUAGGCUCAAGAAUUAUUUAACGUCUGGAAUGAAUAAUUCAGAUGUGGAUGAUAAUGAAGUUCAGGAAAGUUUGAAUGAUUCAAGAGUAAAAAGGUCUAACUCAACACCAGAGAACAAGGUGCAUCACAAAUUAGCUUGUGGGAUCUUAGUCAUCAGGCCAAAGGUCGUGCCCGAGCUCCUGUGGUGGGAGCUGCGAGUCCAAACCGCUGGACUAACAGAGAACCUCAGCCCCCACAGAAUAUCAAUCGGAGUGAGGCCUCCUGGAGGUCCUCAUCUCAGGACCAAGACCUGGCUCUAUCCAAGUGCCUGCAAACUCCAGUGCUGGACGUCUCAGGCCAAACAACCAGUAAGACAGGAAUACAGCACCACCCAUCAAAAACAAAAAAAGGACAAAAAAAUAUGUUACAGAUGAAGGAGGAAGGUAAAAACCCACCAAACCAAACAAAUGAAGAGGAAAUAGGCAGUCUAUCUGAAAAAGAAUUCAGACUAAUGAUAGUAAAGAUGAUCCAAAAUCUUGGAAACAGAAUGGAGAAAAUACAAGAAACAUUUAGCAAGGAUCUGGAAGAACUAAAAGGCAAACAAACAGUGAUGAACAACACAAUUACUGAAAUUAAAAAUACUGUAGAAGGAAUCAAUAGCAGAAUAACUGAGGCAGAAGAACAGACAAGUGAGCUAGAAAAUAAAAUGGUGGAAAUAACUGUCAGGGAGCAUAAUAAAGAAAAAAGAAUGAAAAGAAUUGAGGACAGUCAGAGACCUCUGGGACAACAUUAAACGCACCAACAUUCAAAUUAUAGGGGUCCCAGAAGAAGAAGAGAAAGAAAAAGGGUCUGAGAAAAUAUUUGAAGAGAUUAUAGCCAAAAACUUCCCAAACAUGGGAAAGGAAAUAGACAAUCAAGUCCAGGAAGCACAGAGAGUACCAUACAAGAUAAACCUAAACAGAAACACACCAAGACACAUAUUAAUCAAACUAUCAAAAAUUAAAUACAAAGAAAAAGUAUUAAAAGCAGCAAGGGAAAAGCAACAAGUAACAUACAAGGGAAUCCACAUAAGGUUAACAGCUGAUCUUUCAGCAGAAACUCUGCAAGCCUGAAGGGAGUGGCAGGACAUAUUUAAAGUGAUGAAAGGGAAAAACCUGCAACCAAGAUUACUCUACCCAGCAAGGAUCUAAUUGAGAUUCGAUGGAGAAAUUAAAACCUUUACAGAUAAGCAAAAGUUAUGGGAAUUCAGCACCACCAAA
This is a messenger RNA of Orcinus orca (killer whale), 3539 nucleotides long. RefSeq names its product centromere protein C (gene CENPC). The transcript is spliced from 14 exons. Lineage: Eukaryota; Metazoa; Chordata; Mammalia; Artiodactyla; Delphinidae. Gene Ontology annotation, molecular function: centromeric DNA binding. Gene Ontology annotation, cellular component: kinetochore. Bases 246 to 2714 code for a protein of 822 amino acids. The record is from RefSeq and is a predicted model, not a curated record. Gene Ontology annotation, biological process: kinetochore assembly; spindle attachment to meiosis I kinetochore; attachment of mitotic spindle microtubules to kinetochore.